AUGUUAGUAUUUUUCCCAAGUCUUACGAGAAAGAUGUUAAUGAAGCGAGAACAUGUUAAUUACCUCCAGUGGAGUGCAGCUGUAUCUCUAGUGUGUGCUAUUGUUGGAACUAUUUCGUUAUCCACGGAUUUCUGGAUCAACGGAACCGCUAAGGCGGUUAAGUUUAAUAUCUCAGACGUUCAAGAUUCUAAUAUUAAUUACGGAUUAUUUAGCGGAACUUUGGUUAGGAGAAUUUUACUUAUUACUUGUAUUUUUAAUGAGAAUAUUUGUAUUUGGAGCUGCCAACAAUAUAAUGGGUUAAGAAAAAAGGAAGCCAUUUCGUUGUUCCUUGGGCAAGAGACGCCAUUUUCUUGUUUAGUUACCACGCGAUCAGCUGAUUACAAUUAUCUUAACGGUUUAGCAACAAAAGAAUUAUUUUUAAGUGCAUCAGUAGCAGCAACAGCAAUAUUUUUUAUUAUUUUAACAAUAAUAAUCUACUAUGCUUCAUUUAUAUUGAUCUUACUCAAUUGUUUCAUGAGUCCAGCAAUAACUUUUUUAAAUAUUACGGGAAUUUAUAUAAUAACAAUAUCAGCUUUUUCAAUAAAUCUCAUCGCUCUUAUUAUCUACGGAAGUUACUACAACAGUUGGGUCAAGAAUAACAUCGGAAUUUUGGACACCAUUGUUGGCGACUACAAAUCCGAUGCUAAUUUAGGGAUCUUCUUUGUUAUUUUCUUGGUCCAUCCAACGAUUAUUAUUUUGUUAAAAUUUAGAAACAAUAAACUUAUUCUUCAACGCAAGGAAACAGUGAUUGUUGUCGCUAAGUCAAAUAAGUGCGUAUAUUGUUUUUGGUCAAAGAGAAAUGCGAGUUUUUUACUUGAAUCAAGAUAUCCUUUCUAUGUAGCUCCCUGA
This is a messenger RNA of Cotesia congregata, 888 nucleotides long. The record is from the annotation of a GenBank genome assembly. Lineage: Eukaryota; Metazoa; Arthropoda; Insecta; Hymenoptera; Braconidae.